AGUCAGAGGCUGAAGUCACCGGUGAAGCUUUUCCCCCGCCGCAGUGUGUGUGUGGGGGGGUGGGAAUGGCUGCCCCCCCCAAAAGGAUGCACCAACAUCCGUGAGCGGGAUUUUUGGGGGAGCGGAGCCACCCCGCGCCGGGGCAUGAGACCGGGCAACUCGUCACACAGGUCCGGCCCUUCCAUGGCUUCGGUGAAAGCAGAGAAGAGGGUGGCUUCGUCUAUCUUCAUCACCCUGGUGCCACCCCGGAGAGAGGUGGCCAUCAAAGAGCCAACCCCAAGGGAGACGCGGCCGGUCGGUGCCGAGGUCCCGGCCACCCGUGGCCCCCGGACCCCCCCGGUCCCCAACGGAGGUCAAUCAGCGCCACUGCAAAGCUGUCGGGGUGUGAUUGCCACGGGGUGUCACGGGACAUUACGGCCCCCCACAAACCCACCGCAUCCGGCUUUCACUGCAGAAACCCACCCGGCAGCCCCCGUGCCUUCAUCCCCACCCGUCCUCCUCCUCUCUGAUGCCCCCCAGCCCCUGUCGGCGGAGGCGCUGAGUCAGACCCUGCAGCAACUGGACCUGGCGGCACCCACCACCCUCCAGGCCCCGUCUGAGUUCCCUGCCGAAUUGAGGCCACCCAAAUCUUGCCAGGAACAAGAAGAGAAGCCCCAAUGGCAGGAUGCAAACGGGUACCCGGAGAAGGAUGGCUCCAGAGAUAUCUGUGCCUUCUGCCACAAGGCGUUGGGGCCGCAGGAGCCGGUGGUGGAGGCCAUGCACAAGCAGUACCACGCCGACUGCUUCACCUGCCGGACCUGCCACCGGCGCCUGGCCGGCCAGCGCUACUACCAAAAAGAUGGACGUCCCACCUGCGACACCUGCUACCAGGCCACGCUGGAGAAAUGCGCCAAGUGCCAGGGGGUGAUCACCGAGUGCAUCAUCCGUGCCCUGGGCAAGGCCUACCACCCCGACUGCUUCUCCUGCGUCGCCUGCGGACGGGCCAUCGGCGCCGAGACCUUCGCUGUGGACGAGCAGGAUGAGGUCUUCUGCGUGGAUGACUUCUACAGGAAAUACGCAGCGGUUUGCGGCGCCUGCGAACAGCCCAUCGUCCCCCGUGGGGACAAGGACACCUACAAGAUCGAGUGCCUGGGACGCAGUUUCCACGAGGGCUGCUACCGCUGCGAGAGCUGCAGGACGCCCCUGUCGCCGGAGCCGACGGAGAAGGGGUGCUACCCCCUGGGCGACCACCUCCUCUGCAAGUCCUGCCACGUCCGCCGGCGCAACGAGUCGUCCUGCUGAAAACCCCGCGGCUCCACCUCCCUCUUCCAGCGCCGGACACCCAAAAAAAUAAGGGUUCACCCACCAGGAUGCACCCUGCCGCCGGUCCCGGGUGCCCACUGCACCCCCAAAUAGCUGCAGGACUGGAGUUUUCCUCCCCAAAACAUACCCAGGACCCCCAUCUGUGGGGCUGGCCAGGCAGAUACAACGUCCCAGCACUCGUCAUGAGUGUAAAAAGCCCUGACAGAGCAGCGGUGGUGGAGGAGCCGAGGUUAUAUUCACUUAUUUCUUUUUUUAAACUCCUUUUCUGAGGCCAGUUUGGUUUCCUUGGGUGUUUUUUUUUUUUUCCUUUCAAGAGUUUCCUUGGAGUUCCACUUAAAACGUUUCUCCCUGCGGUGACGCAGAGAACAGGCACUGAUUUACUCGCAGUUAAAUAAAAACCCCGAGUUUAAAA
Calidris pugnax (ruff) is the source of this 1714-nucleotide messenger RNA. RefSeq names its product filamin binding LIM protein 1 (gene FBLIM1). Gene Ontology annotation, cellular component: stress fiber; focal adhesion. The record is from RefSeq and is a predicted model, not a curated record. Gene Ontology annotation, biological process: cell-cell adhesion. Bases 145 to 1281 code for a protein of 378 amino acids. The transcript is spliced from 8 exons. Gene Ontology annotation, molecular function: filamin binding. Lineage: Eukaryota; Metazoa; Chordata; Aves; Charadriiformes; Scolopacidae.